Molecule: messenger RNA, 3765 nt
Organism: Rotaria sp. Silwood2
Lineage: Eukaryota; Metazoa; Rotifera; Eurotatoria; Philodinida; Philodinidae
Source: the annotation of a GenBank genome assembly
AUGAGUAUGCUGAAGGAAGUUCCUGUACCAAAUUUUCAUUUCGAUGUUAACAGUGUUAGUAAGCGAGCUUUAACAAAGCUUGCGCAUAAGAGAAUUUCUAUUAGUGGCCACUCAGGUGCAAAUGGUAAUCCUGGUAGUGACGGUAGUGAUGGUACAUACGGGGUGCCUGGGCAAGAUGGAUUAAACGGCCGAAAUGGUGGUAGAGGUGGUGCUGGUAACAAUGGAUCUGCCGGUCAAUCAGGGCAAUCUGGUACAGAUUCUCGGCAUGCACUGAUCCGCUUAAAUGGAGCAGUUGAAAACUUAAAUAUGCAAAUAAAAACAUAUGAAAUACUAUAUGGUUCAUCAGAACAGUCCUUUAGUAUUAACUGGAAUCUCGCUCAUUUCCAUAAUGACGCCAACUAUGAUUUUCAAUUGGCAAAAACGAAGGGGAUCAUUCUUGUUCAGGCUGUAGGAGGCCAUGGAGGUGAUGGAGGCGUUGGAGGUAAUGGAGGUAACGGAGGUAACGGAGGCAGUGGUGGUCGUGGUUGUGAUGGAAAAGAUGGGCCCAAAUGUUACAAUCAAGGUGCUUUGGGUAAAAGAGGAGGUCCUGGUGGAUCGGGAGGGAACGGUGGUUGUGGAGGUAAUGGCGGGAACGGCGGAUCUGGAGGAGAUGGAGGAAAUGCAGGUGCUGGUGGUCAUGUCCAGGUUCGAACUGCAGAUCCUCGAUUGUUGAUGUUAAUUGAACUAGACUGUCGGGCUGGAAUGAAAGGUAAAGGUGGUAAUGGUGGAAAAGGUGGCUGCUAUGGUGUUGGCGGUCAAGGUGGAGAUGGCGGUAAUGGUGGUAGUGGUAGCAGAGCUUGGCCAGGUACCUCUGCUAGUUUAUGCGGUGCAGAUGGUGAAGAUGGUGCUGCCGGUAGGCAUGGCAGCUAUGGUUUUGCAGGUAAUGACGGUCCCAAUGGUAACGAUGGUCGUGCUGCAAGCGAUGGUUCAAUUCAAUAUACUGUAGUGGGUAUAGAUGGUAACGUUAUUGAAACUGGACCCGAUAAAUAUCAUGCUACUGUUUUUGGUUACACUAUUACUGAUGAAAACGAUGAUGAAAUCUACGAGCCCAACUCAGAUUUUUUUAUUACAAAUGUUAAAUGGACAAAUAAUGGUGCAAUGAAGUUGCCUAGCGGAUCUAUAUUAUCAUUUUCAUCUACGAAAUAUAUUUCUAACGAUAUCAAAGACGUUAGUGUAUUGACUGGCGCUAAUAUCAAUCAAAUACUAAUAGACUCUCAUCAAUUUAGAUGCCAUCUGAAUGCCGUAUCGACUGUUUCAAUCAAUCAACCGUACAUUCUACCCGUAACAAUAGCAUCAGAAAUUAAUCUUUUAGAUCGUUUAUUUACUGCUAGUCAAGUUUCAACUACUUUAACCUGUCAAUAUCCUAUUCAAAUUACAAAUAUUCAAAUUCCAACUUUUCUAGGUCCCAAUGAACCAGCGACAAUAAUAGUAAAUUUUACUAAUAUUUCUACACGUUCGUACGGUACAUGUCCGGAUUCCGCUGGUUCAAUAGAAUUUUUAUUCUAUACUCAUUCUUUAAUAAAAAUUUUAUCUGCAACUGCAGAAUAUUCAUAUCGAAUAACGCCCGAUGGACAAGGUCGCUAUAAAAUCAAUGAAAAACUGUCACCUAAAUCCACAAAGAGUAUUUAUUUUGCGUUUAGUUUAGAUGCCGAUGCUUCUUAUCAACUUUAUGAAAGUUUAUUUUGGAAUAUCGAUCUACUAUUACGUGAUACACUAAUUGAAAAGCGUACAGAUAACAUUCGGGUUGUACCAAAAUUUAAUCCAAAUGUUAAAACUGAUGUACUUCUAGUUACGAAUUCUCAAACUAAUCGAAUUGAAUAUCUUGCAUACCAGAAAUUAUUUCAAUUGUUUAAAUAUUCAAGUCAAAUGUGGGAUAUUGAACGAUAUGGCGUAUUUCAUCAUCCAGAAAUACAAUGGUUAAAUGCAGCAAGUUUGGUUAUUUUUAUUUAUUCAAAUCCUAAAUCAACGUUCAAUGUAAUCAAAUCUCAAUUUUUUUUACACCAUAUGAAUUCUUCCGAGAAUGCUGGUUUUAUUUGUAUUGGUACCUGUCUACCAAAUGAUUUUGAUUUUGCUUUAUUCGAUUACAACAAUUUGCAAUUUAUUGACAAAAAACAGAAAACUAAAUGUGAAGGUUCAAAUCAUCUUUGGUCAGGCUUUGGAUGCAUACAGUCUAAUACCAAGAAACUAAAUAUGAUGGCCAAUGAACUUAGAACAGAUUAUGAAAAACAACAAGAUCAUAAGUUUUUAUAUCAAGUAGUCUACGAUGACACGGACGAUGCAUGUUCUCAACAUUGUAUGACAGUUGUUUACGGUAAAAAAUAUGUGUAUAAAUCCACUUUGAACUCCGAAGUUGGUAAUCGAUUAAUUGUGAUUAAUAGUAAGUCUCCUUUGUUAGCCGAUUCUCAUUUACCAUUCAAGUUGCAAGCUCAAUUGAAGAUAAAUCAACAGAGUGAAGUUAUACCUUCCUGUGAAAAUAAAAUUCGUAUUAAUAAAAUGCACGGCGCAUCACAGAUUGAAGAUAUAAUUCAAUUGAAUUCACAGUUUGGUAGAUUAUUAUGUGCAAUAUUAUUUUAUCAAGGAUUUAAAAAAUCUCUUAUGAUGAUCAGUGAAAAAUCCAUAUUAGCAAGAUGCAUAUUCGUAUCAGAUUCAAAUAAAUUUACCUUCAAUGAGAUUUUAGUUAGUUUGGCUAUGUCGAUUAUUGAGCGCGAAUACAACCGAGGAUCUCUAGAAUUUCACACAUCAAAACGAAUAGUGAAUCAAGCAGCUAAUGUGAUUGGCAAAGUAAAUAAUAUUACUAGAAUAAGAUGUCGUGAAGAAGGUCGAAAUGAUUGGUUAUAUUUACUAAUUCAAUCAUUAUACGAAUACAUUGACAGUAAAUUUUGUAUCUCUUUUCCUUGGUAUGGUUGUAGAAAUAAAGCAAAACAACGACAAAAAUUACAAGAAAUUUUAGAUGAUUUACUUUCAUUAUCGGCUCAUGAGAUUCCGAAAAACGAAGCACUUUACCAUGCUGUACAAAUGAUGAGACUUCAAAAAUUAGCAAAGUUACAGUUUCCAGCAGCUGAUGCAAGAGAAAAUUGUGCUCGACAAAUAACAGAAAUUCGAGCAUGGAAAGAAGAACAACGCAUUAAGGAAGCACAAUCACCAACAGGAAAAGUACCAUCAUCAGCUCAGCUAAAAACAAUCGAAAAAUUCAAUAAUAUAUCUUCAUUUCGGGGCCAGUUAACGAAUGAACAUACGUACGAUAUGUCAACGUAUAAGCUGUUCUAUCUUAAUGGACGUUGUCGUGCUGAAGUUUCUCGUUUAAUAUUUACUGUUGCUAAUCAAAAAUUUGAAGAUAUUCGUGUUGAACGUGAUCAAUGGCCGUCGCGUAAAAAUGAGAUGCCUUUAGGUCAAAUACCUGUUCUCGAAUUUAAUGGAAUGAAAUUAUCACAAUCAUUAUCAAUUGCUCGUUUUCUCGCUAAACAAUUUGAAUUAGCUGGUAGAGAUACUUUUGAGCAAGCUAAAGUUGAUGCAGUUGUUGAUACAAUUAAUGAUUUAGUAACAAGAUAUGUAGCGGUACGGUGGGCAUCAGAUGAAACGAAGCGAGAAGAACUAAUAAAAACAUUUUUUGCAGAUGAACUGCCGAAACAUUUACAGAAUCUUGAAGCCUUGGGUAAACUAUAUGGUAAUGCUGGCGUAUACUUUGUUGGCAAUCAUUUAACAUGGACAGACUUUGCUUGCAGCUGA